AGAACACGUGUUCCGACCUUUUAUAGCAAAUGUUCGAUGGAUGGGUCAUGUGUGCUUUUUAAAUCUAUAGCUCAUGCGCUCAACAAACCCGGUCGUACUCUUCUCACCUUCCUCCUGGUUCUCAACUUGGCAAUGUGGGUGGUGAACACAUUUGAGUUGAAGCAUGCUGAGAAUCACCAAAUUCACAAAAUGUAUUACACAGGCAUAGCAUGGAAGAUAAUAACUCAUGUCUCUCUCCCACUGCUCAUCUUCUUUCGAUUUCACUCCACUGUUUGUUUGGCGGAUAUUUGGUCGAAUGCCUAUAAACUGCAUCGCUGA
Messenger RNA from Dibothriocephalus latus, 318 nucleotides. NCBI's taxonomy places the organism in Eukaryota, Metazoa, Platyhelminthes, Cestoda, Diphyllobothriidea, Diphyllobothriidae. The record is from the annotation of a GenBank genome assembly.